Messenger RNA from Knipowitschia caucasica, 1101 nucleotides. Lineage: Eukaryota; Metazoa; Chordata; Actinopteri; Gobiiformes; Gobiidae. The record is from the annotation of a GenBank genome assembly.
AUGUCUGGCAGGUACCGAAGCCGUGCGCCCAGAGCAGACCCGGAGGAAAAAGAUUAUGUUGGGUUCGCUUCUCUGCCCAAUCAACUGCACAGGAAGUCAGUCAAGAAAGGAUUUGAUUUCACACUCAUGGUUGCAGGUGAAUCUGGCCUGGGUAAAUCCACCUUAGUAAACAGUUUGUUUCUGACUGACCUGCAUAAAGACCGAAAACUUCUCAAUGCAGAGGAGAGAAUCAGUCAGACAGUGGAGAUCAUCAAACACACGGUGGACAUUGAAGAGAAGGGAGUGAAGCUCAAGCUGACCAUUGUGGACACGCCAGGGUUUGGAGACGCCGUUAAUAACACCGAAAGUUGGCGGCCGGUCACAGACUACAUCAAUCAGCAGUUCGAGCAAUACUUCAGAGAUGAGAGUGGUCUUAACAGGAAGAACAUCCAGGACAACAGGGUCCACUGCUGCCUCUACUUUAUUCCUCCCUUUGGACAUGGGCUACGCCCAGUUGACAUAGAAUUCAUGAAGAUACUCCAGGAAAAGGUGAACGUAGUCCCUCUCAUCGCUAAGGCCGACUGUUUGACCCCCACCGAGAUAAAGAAGUUUAAAGAGCGGCUGAGGGAGGAAAUAGAUAAGUGUGGGAUAAAGAUCUACCAGUUCCCAGACUGCGACUCUGAUGAAGACGAGGAGUUCAAGCAGCAGGACAAAGAGCUGAAGGAGAGCACUCCAUUUGCAGUGAUUGGCAGCAACACAGUGGUGGAGGCCCGAGGUCAGAGAGUGAGAGGCCGGCUGUAUCCCUGGGGCAUUGUGGAGGUGGAGAACCCCGCCCAUUGUGACUUUGUGAAGCUGAGAACCAUGCUAAUUCGGACGCACAUGCACGAUUUGAAGGAUAUUACCAACGACUGCCAUUAUGAGAACUACAGGGCACAGUGCAUCCAGACCAUGGCAAGUAAAAUGAACUCGGACAACAGAGUGGAGAGCCCCAUUCCCAUCCUGCCUUUGUCCACGCCAGACGGAGAGACGGAGAAGCUCAUCAAAAAGAAAGACGAAGAGCUGAGGAGGAUGCAGCAAAUGCUUCAGAAGAUGCAGCAGCAGAUGCACGAGCAGGACCUGUGA